Messenger RNA from Mollisia scopiformis, 783 nucleotides. RefSeq lists its product as uncharacterized. The coding region runs from base 1 to 783 and encodes 260 amino acids. NCBI's taxonomy places the organism in Eukaryota, Fungi, Ascomycota, Leotiomycetes, Helotiales, Mollisiaceae. The record is from RefSeq and is a predicted model, not a curated record. The transcript has 3 exons.
AUGUCUUCACUCAGCCAAAAUGACAUAUCAGCGAUAGGAGGUGUGUUGGCUUUACGAAGCCAUGAUAAAAUUGUCGACCUAGAUGAGCUGGUCGCUCGUACAGAUGACUCCAUUGAGAAUCUGCUCGGCAACUCUGAAAUCUACGGAAUUGAUGCAAACCGCUUCAUUGCGCAUGUGAACUCAGAAGAAGAGGAUCAUCACAUAAAAAGCUUGGAGAAGACUACCACCAGUAUGAAAGAUACAUCACCAGCAGGAGAUUCGUUGGGGCCGCAUUACUUUGGAGGGGCAGAAGCCAGCGGUCCCAUCGAAGAUUGUGGAAACUCCUCAACUGAAUUAGGACAUUGGAGAGAAUAUCUUGACGACUUCCCAGAAGAAAGCCUGUCACCAGUUCAAAUGUCAACCUCUGAAUCUGUUUCGGAAGGAGAUGAAGAACUCAAUGAGAACAUUUUCGGAAUGUAUUACGGCGAAGCUCCCACCUACGACUACUUGGAAGAUUGGGCUGCGGUUUCCAUAUCAGAUCGCGAUCUGGUGGCAGCACAAACGAAUAUGAGGAUCGACGAGUCGUUUGUGGAAAUCUCUGCCCCUUCAGAGACUCAUGUGGCUUCAUUAGACUCAUGGAUCGAUUGGAUCGAUUGGAGCAAGGCUCAAGUGGCUUCAUCAGAGUCAUGGAUGGAUUGGGCGGAAUGGAGCAAGUUACUUGACGACCAAAUAUCCAAUGAAAAGGAAAUCAAAGAAGCGGCAAAAGGAAUGCAGAAGAAAAGUAACUGGUGGUGCAAAGACUAG